CUAUCACCUAUGCACAUGACCAAUGACCAUAAUAAUAAUUUGUCGUUUGAUCUAAGCCCGCCAAAGUUGGCCAAAGUAUUAAGUAAUAACUACGAAUUAAGAUCUAUCUUAAAUCGUUGCUAUAAUCGACGUUUAACAUCAAAUUUGAUUUUUGACGCUGGUAAGCUCGUUUCACAGCAACUGGUGUAUGAAUUAUUUUACCUAGUCAUUAAUAUGGAGGUUGAUGGUAAUGAUUCAUUUGAAGAGAAGUAUCUUUUAGUCGCUAAAGCUGACAAUGUGAAACACAUUUCUUCUUUGUUGAAGGCAGUUAAUUUUAAAGACGUUGGCGUGUGUUUUGCAACCGAACAUGGUUUAAAAAUUGUGGUAGAAGAUUCCAAAUGUGUACAAGCAAACACUUUUAUAGGCAGCGAAAUAUUUCAAGAAUAUCACCUUAAUGAUGAUACGGUUGCCUUUCGUGUUGAUCUCAAUACUUUGAUCGAAUGUCUCACAAUAUUUGAUGGGUGUUCGACUAAUCCUAGUUCCACAACUGCUUUAAAGUUAACAUACAAAGAAUAUGGUUCUCCAGUAAAAUUAUUGUUAGAAGAAGGCGGUAUCAUUACUGACUGCUCGUUAAGAACGAUGGAAGUAUUCGAUAUACUAGACUUCAGUAUACCGGCUGAAUCGACUACCAGUAAAAUUAUAUUAAGGUCCUCAGAUUUUAAGGACAUACUCAGUGACAUAGAUAGCACAUCUGAUUACGUAGAAUUUACAUUUUCUGAAGAGCCACAGUUUUUUAAAAUCUUAACUUCUGGAGUUGCAGGAAAAUGUAGUGUUGAGAUACCGUCCAAAAGUGAAAUAAUGGAGCAGUUUCUUUGCAACACGUCAAUUACUGUUAAAUAUAAAUAUAAACAGAUUAAACCUUUUUUAAAAUGUAUGAAUAUAUCACAAAAAACAUUGAUACGGACAAAUGAGGAAGGAUUGUUGUGCUGUCAAUUCAUGGUCCAAGUAGAUAGCCAUACUUGUUAUUUAGAAUAUUUUUGCACACCUAUUGUUGAUGAAGACUGAUGACCGAUGCAUCAAAACACAAAACAUAUUUUGUCGUUUCAUACAUUAUAAUACAUAAUUGAUUAUUACUAAAUUUUAUCAUAUAAAUUACAUUUACAACCUAAAACUAAUGAACAAUUUAAAAGUUUGUCAUAUCUCUAUGAAAAUUGAAAAGUGUAAAUUAUUGUCGUUGUUGAACAUGUAAAGUAAAAAUAAAAAAAUAUAUUUUA
Messenger RNA from Acyrthosiphon pisum (pea aphid), 1253 nucleotides. It is a transcript of the gene Rad1, whose product is annotated as Radiation insensitive 1. Gene Ontology annotation, cellular component: nucleus; checkpoint clamp complex. The record is from RefSeq and is a predicted model, not a curated record. The transcript is spliced from 7 exons. NCBI's taxonomy places the organism in Eukaryota, Metazoa, Arthropoda, Insecta, Hemiptera, Aphididae. Gene Ontology annotation, biological process: DNA damage checkpoint signaling; DNA repair. Bases 10 to 1044 code for a protein of 344 amino acids.